Messenger RNA from Pseudovirgaria hyperparasitica, 1771 nucleotides. RefSeq names its product mitochondrial carrier. Lineage: Eukaryota; Fungi; Ascomycota; Dothideomycetes; Acrospermales; Acrospermaceae. Gene Ontology annotation, molecular function: transmembrane transporter activity. The transcript has 8 exons. Gene Ontology annotation, biological process: transport. The record is from RefSeq and is a predicted model, not a curated record. The coding region runs from base 260 to 1366 and encodes 368 amino acids.
ACCUGGUACAGCUACCCUCGAGCUCGUAGCCCUCUACAGAGCAAUUCACUUCUACACAGCUACCCCUCCCUGUCACUGACGCAACAAACCCUCACGAUUCACUUUGUUCACUUCGGCCGCCCCACUUAUUCGCUGGACCGCAAUCUCAGCUAUAUAACUAGGCAGCCGGGAGUCAGACUUGAUGGAGGCACCUUGGCUACUGGCCUUAUCGCAACUGCCUUGAAGACUUGGUCUUCAAUUGCUAGCGAAGCCAGAAACUAUGCCGGAAACUCGCGAUGACGGUCAGCUUCCAAAGCCACAGUCUGAGAAAGAGAGAGCACACCAGAUAUCUCGGCGCCUUUUGUUGACUCACCAGGGCUUCAAAGUGGCGAAGGAGUACCGUACAGAAAUUGCUGCUAGCAGUAGCAGCUUGUUAUCAACACUGGCCGCGUAUCCUCUAGACUCCGUCAAGACUCGCAUGCAAGCGUACAAGUUCUCUUCGUUCGCCGAUUGUGUUGAACAUACGUAUAGGUCUGAAGGUCUCCAUGGAUUCUGGAGAGGUGUCUGGUCUCCACUAGCAAGCAUUACACUGGUUCGCACGGUAUCGUUCUCCAUCUAUCAAAAAGCAAAGUACACGUACGAUAGCUGGAUCUUUAGAUCAACCGGGCAGUCACCGCUCGUGGUGGCCAACACCAAGAAUGCAAUGCCGACUCUUGCAACCAUGGCAUGCUUUGGAGCCGCAGGUGCAACCGCAGGCUGUGUUAUAUCUUUCAUUGCUUGUCCUUUUGAACUGACCAAGCUCAGCGCACAGAUUGCAGUCCUGAUGUCAAAGGGCAAUGGUAGAGGUGAAGCGACUGCGAAAGAAACGGCAAGAGGCAAGAGCUACGAGCAGCUGGGAACCUGGAAGACUGCCAAGCAGAUCGUCAAGUACAGAGGCUUCGCUGGACUCUAUUCCGGCUUUCACCUUCAUACGCUUCGCGACACCAUCGGCACCGGUAUCUACUUUAUGACCUAUGAGAGUGCUAAGCAGGUUCUUGCCAACGCACGCGGCAAUUCUCCAACCAGUCCUGCGGCUGUAGUCGUUGCUGGUGGACUCUGCGGCCUCGUUAGUUGGGCAUGCAUCUAUCCAAUCGACUCUGCAAAGAGCAUCUAUCAGCGCAAUUGCUUGACCAGCGACAAGAAGGACACUAAAAGGCCUAAAGUUCAAUUCUUCAAUCCUCGCAUGUAUCGAGGUCUCACUGUUUCGAUGACCCGCUCAUGUAUCGUCAAUGCCGUCUUCUUUUCAGCCUUUGAGAUGACAAAGAAGUAUAUUAACCAUUUCGAAUAUGAUGAGGAUAUCAUCAGACGUGGAUUGGAGCAGCAGGAAGAACUUGCAUCUCGGAAGUAGUGAUAAGUAUCGACUUACGCAGGUACGAAAUGGAACAUGGAGCAUUGUAGGACAACAGUGGGAGGCUUCGUCGUGUUCUUUCUUGGAGUAAGACUUUUGGGUCAUUUACUCAAAACGGAUAUCGGAACGGCUUGCAUCAUCACGCGGAGUCUCACGGAGUUGUUCGUGUUAAUCUUCACGUCUCAUCGGAAGGUUCAGUUGGGCGCUUCUUCACUUCACUGGGUUAUAUGGGUGUAACUGAGCACAUAGCCGUCGGUGUUUCUCGUCUAGGAAUGGUCCCUUGGUAGGAUCUGUCAUUAUACGCAGUACAUUCGAACACGGAUCUGAUUAUCAUGAACUUUGCUAAUUGUGUUCCUACGUUCUUGAAUCCACCAGAUGUAGCUAAUGAAGAUAUGAUACAGGUCA